AUGGCGACGACAACACAUCCGCUGCAGUAUGCGCCGUGGACAUCCGACAUCGAGCUGGCCUUUUACUCCGCCCUGAGCUCGCUGAAGAUCAACCAUGACAAGCUCGACUCCUCUUCCCGUAAGGUGCUUGGCUUGUACGAGAUCAACCACAAAGAUGCUCCCGAACGCUCGAGCCGUAUGCAAAUACACGGGACUGCUCUGACGACCGACGAGAGUCCGCAAGGAUACUACCGAGGGGAGGGAAUCAUUCGGAACUUCAACACCAUCGAGGAGUUCCGACAGGUGGACAAGGCCUUGCACAUCGAACGAGCUGGGCGAACGAUAUGGGAUGCCGUACUUGAUGGGACCAUCUAUUCAUGUCCCUCCUUGCUCUCCUCCUUCUCGGCGAUCUGUUAUGCGGAUUUGAAGAAGUACAAGUUUACAUACCACUUUGCGUACCCUGCCGUACACUCGGACCCACAGUGGAAGUUACUGGGAGCUGAGGGCAAUGCGGCAUCCGGCAUCACACACCUGAAAGAGCGCGAGACCGAGGCCUUGGUCGACCGAGUGCAGACUUGGCGGUACAGCGUCGACACAAGACAGCACGGCUUCUUCCUUACGAAGAGGGUCAGGAAGGAUGUGCUUGAUGCUGAGUGGCGGAUGGGACGAAGCGAGAUCGAAAAGGAGGAAGAUGAUGGCAACCUGCAUACACCGAAGACACCAAGAAUAUCACAGAGCUCCAUGCUUAGCGAGAUGGGAUUUCUCUGGUCGGUGGGAUCAUUAGCGAGCCACGAGAAUGGCUUCUUCGACAACGCAGAAGACGACGACCGAUUUGUGUGCUUUGCGGACCCGUCAACCUACCCCUCAAAUCCUGGCUGGAUGCUGCGGAAUCUUCUCAUACUUGUCAGACAGCGGUGGCAUCUUGACAAGGUCCAAGUGAUGUGCUACAGAGAUACGCAUCAACGGCGAGAUCACCAGGCCAGUCUUGUCAUGCGAUUACAGUCAGCAGAACCCGUGUAUCACAACCAAAUAGCGCAACAACUGGGACGUGACAUGCCGACCAUGGGCACGUCAUCCGCUUUGCGACCCGACGAUGUUGAUGCGUUUGGCGAACUUAUCGAGCAGCAGAAGAAGGCUCCUGAGCCGGCACCCGAACGACCAAAGACUCCACCCAAAGCUCCUGAGCUACCCAAGAUCACUGGCUGGGAGCGCAACGAGCAGAACAAGAUCAUUUCAAGAACGGUGGAUCUGGCCUCAUAUCUCGACCCUUCGAAGCUCGCAGAUCAGGCGGUUGACCUCAACCUCAAACUCAUCAAGUGGCGAAUAUCGCCAUCAAUCGAUCUUGAUACUAUCAAGCAUACCUCUUGCCUCCUUCUGGGCGCUGGCACGCUUGGUUCUUAUGUUGCUCGUAACCUCAUGGGCUGGGGCGUUCGGAAGAUCACAUUCGUGGACAAUGCCAAAAUAAGCUACUCAAAUCCUGUCCGUCAGCCGCUGUACGAGUUCAGAGACUGUCUUGAAGGCGGCGCUCGGAAGGCGGAGCGUGCUGCCGAAAGCUUGCAACAGAUCUACCCUGGAGUGGAUUCCAACGGUUAUUACAUGAGCGUACCCAUGGCAGGUCAUCCCAUCAUGGAGGAGGAACGAGUGAAGAAGGAAUACGAGAGACUUCAGAACUUGAUUGAAAGCCACGAUGCGAUCUUUUUGCUGAUGGACACGAGAGAGAGCAGAUGGCUACCUACUGUGAUGGCGAAAGCGGCUGGCAAGAUUGUAAUCAAUGCCGCGCUUGGCUUCGACACGUAUGUCGUGAUGCGGCACGGUCUGAGGCGGCCCAAGUCUGCAACAAAGGAGUCAGCGGAGGGCACGGUGGUCUCUCAUUCAGACGAUGUGCCCAGUCCACUGCGAGCAGCUGCGUCAGAUUUCGUCGAAGGUGGCGGCGAGGCUAGGAGCCAGUCGCUGGCAUUGGCGGAUAAAGGCGAGGAGCUCGGGUGCUAUUUCUGUUCCGACGUCGUUGCGCCGGCGGAUAGCUUGAAGAGCGCGACGCUCGACCAGCAGUGCACAGUCACUCGGCCGGGCGCGGCACCUAUAGCUUCUGCCCUUGCAGUCGAGCUUCUGGUAUCCUUGACUCAGCACCGCCUUAAGGGACGAGCACCGGCGCCCGACCCAACAACGACAGGCAGCGCGAACCAGAUCCAGUCAUCUCCACCCACCGACCCAUCACUACCCAACAGCCACCCCCUCGGCACCGUCCCGCAUCAACUGCGCGGCUUCAUGAGCACAUGGCAGACGAUCCAGGUCAGGGGUCAAUCGUACGAUUGCUGCGCUGCCUGCUCUCCCACCAUACUCGAGGCGUAUGAGAAGGAUGGGUGGGAGUUUGUGAAGAAGGCUAUCAACGAGCGAGGGUAUGUGGAGGAGAUCAGUGGGUUAGCGGAGGUGCAGCGGAAGGCUGAAGAGGCGGAGAGGGCGAUGGAGAUGGAGGAGGAGGAAGAUGAUGAUGGGGAGGGUGAGCUUGUAUGA
Molecule: messenger RNA, 2490 nt
Organism: Saxophila tyrrhenica
Lineage: Eukaryota; Fungi; Ascomycota; Dothideomycetes; Mycosphaerellales; Extremaceae
Gene: ATG7
Product: Autophagy protein 7
Exons: 2
Coding region: 1-2490 (829 amino acids)
Biological process (GO): piecemeal microautophagy of the nucleus; autophagosome assembly; protein modification by small protein conjugation
Cellular component (GO): cytoplasm; phagophore assembly site
Molecular function (GO): Atg12 activating enzyme activity; Atg8 activating enzyme activity
Source: RefSeq, a predicted model, not a curated record